Messenger RNA from Tripterygium wilfordii, 2253 nucleotides. Its product is annotated as ubiquitin domain-containing protein DSK2a-like. Gene Ontology annotation, cellular component: cytosol. The record is from RefSeq and is a predicted model, not a curated record. The transcript has 8 exons. Bases 246 to 1922 code for a protein of 558 amino acids. NCBI's taxonomy places the organism in Eukaryota, Viridiplantae, Streptophyta, Magnoliopsida, Celastrales, Celastraceae. Gene Ontology annotation, biological process: ubiquitin-dependent protein catabolic process. Gene Ontology annotation, molecular function: polyubiquitin modification-dependent protein binding.
AAGAAGAAGAAUAUGCGAAGGAAAGCGUAGAGAAUCUGUGUCUGCCGUGUUUGCUGGUCUUUAAAUUAAUCCUUAUUCUCUCUUCUUCGGUUUUCUGUUUUUCAAUUUCGCGAAUCUGUCUUGAUUUCUGAAUUCGAUACUUUUAUUUAAUUCCACUCAAUCGAAGACAAUCGCGCACAAGCCACAACUGUUAUAGUCGGGAUUCGAUUAGUUUUGGGGCUUAGGUUUGUUUAUUGAAGACCAACAUGGGAGCGGAUGGCGAUUCGAGCGACUCAAAACUCGCUGCUACUGGCUGUGGUGAAGAAGAGGGAGUGACGAUUAACAUUCGGUGCUCCAACGGUUCCAAAUUUACGGUGAGGACGACCCUUGAAUCGACUGUUGGGGCUUUCAAGGUCCUGUUGGCGCAGAAUUGUGACAUACCAGCUGAACAGCAGAGGCUGAUUUAUAAGGGUCGCAUCUUGAAAGAUGAUCAAACCCUUGAAAGCUUUGGUUUGCAGGGUGAUCACACUGUUCACAUGGUUCGCGGUUUUGCACCUGCUUCAUCAGCACCACCACCUGCUGCUACCGCAGUUAAUGCUGGAACUCCAAACACUGCGCCAGGUGUUACCCGAGGUGUUGGUUCGAAUGAUGGUGGGGGCUUUGGAAGUACUGACCUUGAAGCAUCACUGUUUCCUGGACUUGGCCUUAAUGCACUUGGUGGUGGUGGUGCAUCUGGUUUAUUUGGUGCUGGACUGCCAGAGUUCGAACAAGUUCAGCAACAAAUGACUCAGAACCCCAACAUGAUGAGAGAUAUAAUGAACAUGCCUGCCAUACAGAAUCUUAUGAAUAAUCCUGAGUUAAUGCGCACAUUAGUUAUGAACAAUCCACAGAUGCGCGAGAUUAUUGACCGAAAUCCGGAGCUUGGACAUAUACUGAAUGAUCCUGGUAUUCUCCGACAGACAGUGGAAGCUGCUAGAAACCCUGAACUCAUGCGUGAGAUGAUGCGAAACACUGACAGGGCUAUGAGUAAUAUUGAAUCUUCUCCUGAGGGUUUCAAUAUGCUCAGGCGCAUGUAUGAAAAUGUUCAUGAACCAUUUCUGAAUGCCACAACAAAUGCAGGAAAUGACUCGGGCACAAAUCCAUUUGCAGCUCUACUGGGAAACCAAGGUGGCACACAAGUCAGGGAUGCAUCUAGAUCUAACAAUCCUUCAACUCAUGGUUCUGAAACAACUACUGAGCACAAUGUUCCUAAUUCAAACCCGCUUCCCAAUCCUUGGAGCAAUACUGGUGGGGGGACACAGGGAAACACUACCACAAGGUCAAGCCCUACUGGGGAUGCAAGGAUACCGGGUGUUGGUGGCCUUGGGGGACUUAGUUUUCAAGGGUCAGAAAGCACGUUUGGAGGCAUGCCAGAUGCUGCUCAGAUGAACCAAUUAUUGCAGAAUCCGGCUGUGUCACAGAUGAUGCAAAGUAUGCUCUCCAAUCCCCAGUACAUGAAUCAGAUACUUAAUUUCAAUCCUCAACUUCGUGGAAUGAUGGAUUUGAAUCCUCAAUUGAGAGAAAUGAUGCAGAACCCUGAGUUUCUUCGUCAGUUAUCUUCCCCUGAAACAAUGCAGCAAAUGCUUGCUUUACAACAGUCCCGUAUGUCUCAAAUCAAUCGGCAGCCAUCAUCCCAGGAACCCACACAGCCAGGUGCUACUACAGGAGCACCCAACAGUAAUGGGUUGGAGUUGUUGAUGAACAUGUUUGGCGCUCUUGGAGCUGGUGGCUUGACAGCUCCAAACCAGCCUGAUGUACCACCAGAGGAACUCUAUGCAACUCAGUUGUCUCAGCUACAAGAAAUGGGUUUUUUUGACACCCAAGAGAAUAUUAGGGCUUUGCGUGCUACUUCUGGGAAUGUCCAUGCUGCAGUUGAACGCCUUUUGGGAAAUCCUGGACAAUGAAGUUUUAAAUUUCUGUGCUUUUAAACUUGCAGAAAAUCUCAUGGACUUGUAGGAUUAGUCAAUUUGGACAGUGUCAUCCUCAGAAGCAAGCUAUGCCAACACUUGCAGAAAUCCAUUUCGGCUGUGUUCAAUAAACAAGUGCACACCUUAUAUAGCUGUGAACCUGUGGAUAUGAGCUUAUUUAUGCAUACUGGAUUUAUUGGCUCCCAUCUCUUAUCUUUCCCCCUUUACAUACAAUGUUCUAUUUGACUAGUUUUGUGAGGGCUGUUAAUGAUGUGUACCAUCUUAAUAGAUAUAUUUAUACAUGUGAAAUUGAAUCUUGUCUUGUGCA